GCCGGCUGCAUCCCGGAGCAGAUCUCAGCUCUGUCCAGGAUGGCGCCGAUCCUGCUGUUGCUGACUGGCCUGGUGGCUGCCGCCUUCGCCACGAGUGAGCCGUACCGGCAGACGAUCCCGGCCGGCGGCGGCGCCAGCGGGGGCGGCGGGACCAGCCGCUACUGCGGUAACCCGUGUCCGCCUGACUGUGUCGAGUCGCUGGACGAGAGCCGCCAGUGCCUCCUCUGCCAAUGCAGUCCCAAGCUGGACUUCGGCGACCUGGCGGUGCCGGGCUCGGAGCCGUGCCCCAGAGGUCUCCAAGAGGCACCUAGCUUCUUCGGCCUCAAGAUCUGCAGGGGGCAAGGAUGUACUCCUGGCGCCAGGUGGAAGGUCAACGACGACUGCAGCUCGUGCGUGUGCACCAAUGAUGGCGAGCCCGCCUGCACUCCCUGCAGGAGACCGAUUCCCGAGGCGCCGGUGACUUGCGAGGGCGGCCAUCCCAGAUGUCCACAAGACUGCGGCAGCGCUUUCAACGAAGAGAAGAACUGCCUCGACUGUAAAUGCGUCGUCGGCGAGCCCGGCGACGUCAGCGUCCCCUUCGGCGAGCCGUGCCCUCCGGGGACAGACUUCAGGGAGUCGGGAGCCUUCUUCAAGGCCUGCGGCCCGAUCGACUCGCUGCCAAAAGGGGACACAAAGAUCUGCGAGGGUCCGCGGCCUCGCUGCCCGCCCAAGUGUGACCUGGUGCGCUCUUCCGAGGCUGAAGGCUGCGUCUACUGCCAAUGUGGACCAGUGCUAGCGCAGGGCGACGAGGUCAUACCGAUUUACGAGCAGUGCAGAUCACCGCUACUGCCCGGACCCACCCAGCUGACCACCAGAGUGUGCAAAGCGCCCACCAAGAAGGAGUGUUUGCCGGGUACCGUCUACAACGUGCAGUGCGACAUCUGCCUAUGCCAGGCCGACGGUGUUCCUGCCUGCACCAAACGCAACUGCAGCGAACCCAAGUACGGUGACCAUCAGGAGUGCAGGAGCGGAUACCGCCAGUGUCCAGCCGACUGUGGCCUGGCCGGUUCGGACAGCUACUGCACCUACUGCCAGUGCGGCCCGCGGCUCGAAGAGGGUGAGAUCGCCAUCUCCUUCGACCGGGACUGUCCGCCUGGCUUCACGCUCAAGACGACCCUCCUGGCCAGCAAGACGUGCACGCCAGUACCCCCAGCAGCACACUGCCAGUACGGUCCGUCGUACAUCGACGAGUGCUCCAACCUGUGCAAAUGCACUGGCGGCGGCUACAGCUGCACGAGGAAGGCGUGUCGGCCCGGCCAGACGACUCAACAACCCUUGACCUGCAACGGCCAGUCGACACUGCCGCGGCUGCCCGGCGUGCGCGUCUUCUGCCACCAGGGCAUCGUCAAGGUCCAGCCGUUGGAUGCGCCGUGUAUUCCCAAUUCGUGGUUCCUGGACAAUGAGUACUGUAACACAUGCCAUUGCUCGGAGACGGGUAUAGCCGCCUGCACCCUGAAGGCUUGCGUCACAGUACCCCCAGCAGCACACUGCCAGUACGGUCCGUCGUACAUCGACGAGUGCUCCAACCUGUGCAAAUGCACGGGCGGCGGCUACAGCUGCACGAGGAAGGCGUGUCGGCCCGGCCAGACGACUCAACAACCCUUGACCUGCAACGGCCAGUCGACACUGCCGCGGCUGCCCGGCGUGCGCGUCUUCUGCCACCAGGGCAUCGUCAAGGUCCAGCCGUUGGAUGCGCCGUGUAUUCCCAAUUCGUGGUUCCUGGACAAUGAGUACUGUAACACAUGCCAUUGCUCGGAGACGGGUAUAGCCGCCUGCACCCUGAAGGCUUGCGUCACAGUACCCCCAGCAGCACACUGCCAGUACGGUCCGUCGUACAUCGACGAGUGCUCCAACCUGUGCAAAUGCACGGGCGGCGGCUACAGCUGCACGAGGAAGGCGUGUCGGCCCGGCCAGACGACUCAACAACCCUUGACCUGCAACGGCCAGUCGACACUGCCGCGGCUGCCCGGCGUGCGCGUCUUCUGCCACCAGGGCAUCGUCAAGGUCCAGCCGUUGGAUGCGCCGUGUGUUCCUGAUUCGGAGUUCCUCGACGAGGAGUACUGCAACACAUGCUAUUGCAUUGACGGGGGUAUAGCGACCUGCACCCAGAUGGCCUGUCGCACAAGGCCUUCCGGCCGGGGCUACUAGCGCGCCGCUGAGCUCGCUGCCCUGCUCUCGCUGGGGGCUGCACACAAACCAUCCUGGGGCAUUAUGGCUUCCGCUCCUGAUCUGGACGAAAAUGCUGAUGAACUUGGCUUUGAACCUGUGUUAAGAGGUUCCUACAUCGCGGGAUAUUCUACUCUGGGCUACAAUACAAGCGACACAUAUUGAUAUGCAAUUCAUGUAUCAAUACACUUUAAAAGAAGGCAUUGCA
Molecule: messenger RNA, 2413 nt
Organism: Pollicipes pollicipes
Lineage: Eukaryota; Metazoa; Arthropoda; Thecostraca; Pollicipedomorpha; Pollicipedidae
Product: kielin/chordin-like protein
Exons: 15
Coding region: 40-2187 (715 amino acids)
Molecular function (GO): peptidase inhibitor activity
Source: RefSeq, a predicted model, not a curated record